AUGAAGUUCUCUGCCCUCGCCGUCGCUGCUUUACUUCCUGCCCUUGCCUUGACUCAAGAGGCCCCGACCAACCAUCCCGAUGUUCCUGUCGUGGAGGGUCGCGAUCUAGAGAAGCGUGCUGCUGUAUCAGGAAAGGUUCUGGUAGAUGGGCUUCGCUAUCGGACUUGCCCAAAGAGCUCUUGUACUGCGGUUGGCCAGUACGCCAAGGGAACAAAGAUCUCGAUCAAAUGCUUGACCCGAAUUGGCACCACCGUCGAGAAUGGUGAUCCGUAUGUAUCAGCUCGCGUUAUAAAUACCAGGUUUCAACUAAUGAUGAAUACUCUUAGGGGCUGGGCCAAGCUUACCAACGGUUAUUGGGUUGCUAUGGGCUAUGGAAAGUACAUCACUUGGUCCUGUAAGUCUAGCAUACUAAUACCUGGUCCUUAUUUUCCAAGAUAA
This is a messenger RNA of Penicillium manginii, 438 nucleotides long. RefSeq lists its product as uncharacterized. The record is from RefSeq and is a predicted model, not a curated record. Lineage: Eukaryota; Fungi; Ascomycota; Eurotiomycetes; Eurotiales; Aspergillaceae. Bases 1 to 438 code for a protein of 145 amino acids. The transcript has a single exon.